Oryctolagus cuniculus (rabbit) is the source of this 5838-nucleotide messenger RNA. RefSeq names its product refilin A (gene RFLNA). The record is from RefSeq and is a predicted model, not a curated record. Gene Ontology annotation, biological process: actin filament bundle organization; negative regulation of chondrocyte development; negative regulation of bone mineralization involved in bone maturation. Gene Ontology annotation, molecular function: filamin binding. NCBI's taxonomy places the organism in Eukaryota, Metazoa, Chordata, Mammalia, Lagomorpha, Leporidae. Gene Ontology annotation, cellular component: actin filament bundle.
CGGCGGCGGCGAGCGGGGCAGGCCCGGUGCGGCAGCGCGGCCCCGGGAACGCGGGCCGGGGCGCAGGGGCGCCAGGCCCCACCGCCGCCUCUGCGGGGCCUCCCGCAGCUCGUCCCGCCGCAGCCGCCGCCGCCGGCCCCGGGCCCCGAGCGCGGUGGAGGAGCCCCCCGAGGAGCCGGGCGCGCGCGCCCCGCGCCCCCCAGACAUGGUGGGCCACCUGCCCCUGCAGGCCAUGGAGGGCGGCCUCCAGGAGCAGAGCCGGGAAGGCAUGCUGGACAGUCCCGACUCGGGGCUGCCGCCCAGCCCCAGCCCCAGCCCGCCCUUCUACGCCCUGGCGCCUGCCCCCGCGGAGCCCCCCGGAGCCGCCCAGGCCCCAGCGGUAGCCCCCGCGCCCGAGAGGAGGCCCCGGAUGCUGCCUGUGUUCUUUGGGGAGACCAUCAAGGUGAACCCAGAGCCCUCGCAGGAAGUCCGCUGCAACUCGGAGGUCAAGUAUGCCUCAGAGAAGCACUUCCAGGACAAGGUCGUCUACGCGCCCGUGCCCACGGUCACGGCCUACAGCGAGACCAUCGUGGCGGCGCCCAACUGCUCGUGGCGCAGCUACCGCAGCCAGCUGACCCUGGAGCCGCGCCCGCGCGCCCUGCGCUUCCUCAGCACCACCAUCAUCUUCCCCAAGUGCGCCAGGAGCACCUUCCGGACCACCCUGCACUGCAGCCUGGGCCGGCCCAGCUGCUGGUUCACCUCCAGUGUGCGGCUGCAGCUGUGCGGGCACCCCGCGCCCGGCCCCGCGGUGCUCUGACGGGCGGGAGCCCUGGGAGGGGCCGGCCCCGGGGCAGGAAGCGGGAGGAGGCCAGCUGGCUCCCGACCAGCGGGGAGCGAGGCUGCUCCUGGCCGACUGCCCUGCCCCCGGCUGGGCUGCCGGUGCCCCGUCCCAGGGUGGAGGAGCCGAUCAAUGCAUCCAUUCUGUUAGGCCCCGAGCGGGCCAGGCAGUCUGGGCACGCCCGGUGGCGAGCCGGGGGAAGAGCUGUGCCAGGCCUGGUUGGGCCUGUGAGUGAGAGAAGCCGCCUGCCCCCAGACCCCUGCUCCGGGGAGGGCCGUCUCCAAGUCGUGCGUGUCCAGCUGCCUGGGGCUGCCCGGAAAGUGUCCAGACAUGGUGUCCCAGGGUCCUGGGGCCCCACCUGAACGGAAGCUUCUGGCCACACCGUGAGGUAUCCCCAGCCAACACCGUCACAUGACACCUUCAGGACCAGGACUCAGCCCUACGAGCCCUUGUGCCAGGUGCCCGGGGAGCCGCGGGGACACUGGGAAAUGUUGCUGCCACUAGCUGGAGGCUCCGCGAUUGGCGUGGGGGCCGGCCGCCUGUCCUCAGGCCUGGUCACCUCUGCAGGAGACGUGCCGGGCCCUAGCACAGACGGCUUUCCCUGGCACGUGUGACACUGCGGGAGGCUGGCAGCUUCCUGGGCUGCUCGGAGCCACUCACAUCCCCACCCCCGGGGCCGCCCACCCUCUGCCUGCCUCCCUGGCUCAGAUCUGAAUGCACGCAGCGCCCCCUGCUGGCCCCCAGGAGCCCUGGGGGCCGCUCCAGGCUCACCUUGGAGAGGCAGAAGGACUGGAUAUUUUGUAUCUACUCGGAGAACUUUUCAUAGACUGCUAACUUAAGUUGCCCGAGUUUUAAAUAAAACGUGCAGGGACUGGUGCUGUGGCGUGGCGGGUUAAGCUUAUCCCAUGGGGGCGCCAGUUCGAGUCCCGGCUGCUCAACUUUGAUGCAGCUCCCUGCUAAUGGCCUGGGAAAGCAAUGGAAGAUGGCCCAAGUGCUUGGGCCCCUGCACCUGCGUGGGAGACCCGGAAGAAGCCCCAGGUUCCUGGCUUUGGCCUGGCAUAACUCCGGCAGUUGGAGUCAUUUGGGGAGUAAACCAGCAGAUGGAAGACCUCUCUCUGUGUCUCUGUAACUCUACUUUUCAAAUAAAUAAAUAAAUGAAUCUAAAAGUAAUAAUAAAAAAUAAUGAGACGAGCAAAUGCAGAGGAGCUGCCGUCUUCCCUGCCACACAGCGUUAGCCCCGAGGGACCCCGCUGGGCACAGGCUGGACCUGCGCCAGCCCAGAGCCACUGAGCUCCGCCCUGGUCCUGGGUCGGGCCGGCUCUGCAGAGGGGCCGCCGGGUCUGCGUUCCUGACGCACACGAGAGCUCUCGGCACCCCAGACCCUGCUGCCCCCCACCCUGGAGGAUGUGCGCAGAGCCGGCAGCUGGGACGCCCCUCCCCCUCCCCCCUGGGGCUUCUGGGCCCUGGGUCAGGACUCUGGGCUGCCGGCGACAGUAUCAUUUCAGAGAUGGAGAACCAGGCUGGGAUUUGGCCCAGGGUCCGUGGUUGGUGAGGGUGGGGCCUGGGAGAGUGUUCCAACACAGAGGCGGUGAGGUCGGCGUGGCCCGCCGCAGUCCAGACCCAGCCGGCAGGACGGCACAGAGCACAGUUCCCCUCACUUCCACCCUGCCCACCGGGGGCGGGGGACUGCGGUUCACUCCCCAAAUGGCCGCAGUGGCUGGGCUAGUCCAGGAGGAAGCCAGCAACCCGGGACUCCAUCGCAGGUCCCCUCCGUGGGUGCAGGGGCCCAGGGACUCGGGCCAUCUUCCCCAGCGCAUUAGCAGGGAGCUGGAUCGGAGCAGAGCAGCUGGACGUCACCAACACGCAGGCGGCCGCUUUACCCGCUGCGCCACAGCGCCGGCCCCCUGAGGCUGAAUCCCGAGGUCUGUGACGAGGGAGACACAAGACUGGCCAGGAGCCGGGCCUACCCUGUGCCAGGCGUCUCCGCAAACGCUCGGGCUGCAUCCUUGACAAAAGCUCAACUCCAGCUCGAUUUCCAAUCACACCUCGAUCUCUUCCCCGACGCGGAAGGAGACGUGGGUCGGGCGGCGCCAGCGCAUCCGGCCAGCCCCGCAGCAGGCUUGGCUGAGACGACGGAGUGUGCAUGGCGGCCACACCCCUUGCCACUGUUACCCUCCCACCCUGUUCCCCUCUCUGUCUCAGCGUCCGCCUCCCACAGGACCCCGCCCAGCAAGGUGCCAUCUUCCGUGGGGGCCCUGGGGUCACUUCCCUUCUAAUGGUGUUGUGCCUCCUGGGGGCGCUGGAGCCCAGACAGGGGGAGGAGUUGGCAGGGCUGGGAGCCCCAGGCACCCCCUGGCUGUCGGCAGUGGGCCCAGUGAGGAGCAGCAAAGGUGCCCGGUGUGUCCAGCUCCUACCGCAGCCCCGGGACGUCCAUCUCCCAGACAGCGGCUGGACGCUCGGGCCCCGCUGCCCAGCCACGCGCUGCUCGCCGGGGCUCCCGGCGCCUCCAGACUCUCACACCUGCGGCCUCGCUGAGUGUGUGCUGGGCUCACGGCCCAGGCAGGUGCUGUCAUUUGCCUCACCCCUGGGGGGCGCCACACCGGGCCAGCUUGGGGAUGCUGGCGAGGACCAGGCCACUCUAUCCAGCAUCCGUGAGGUGUGUGCAGGGCCUUGGCCUCCCUGGCCAGAAACUUGGAUGUACAACCUGCCCCCCACCGACAGGUGUCUCCCCGCCUGCCAUCUGUUGGGCCCUGCACGGCCCCACCCCCUGUGCUGGCCCUGGGGUGGGGAGUGGUCAUGUGCAUUUUACCCUUUGACGGGGUAGACGCAGGGCCCACGGCCCAGCCCUCACGCUGCCGUCUCUGGAAUCCCCCCGCCCCGCCUCAAUCAGCCCUGCUGGGGACAGAGCGGCCACACAGAAGCUUGCCCCAGCCCCCCCGGCAUCUGGCUGCUCCCAGACGCACACAUCGGCGUCACUGCCGGCCGCCUCUUACCCCUUGCCUUCUGUGUGACCCCAAGCUGGGCCCAGGCCUUUGUCCGACUCUGCCCGUGGAGGCCCAUGGCCGGCCGAUGGCCUGACAGCAGCCCGCCCUCCCCUCGGCUCCAGAGGUCCCGGCCUCUGCUGAACCCCUGCUCUGGCCUCACACUCCUCCCCCUCAGCCCACCCAGGCCCACCUGCCCUGAGCAGAAAAACCAGCUCCUCCCUGCCAGAGACUGACACCGCCCCCCCCAGCUCCGCCUGGCUCGCCUCCCGCCUUGGCCCACCACAGGGUCUCCCUGCUUGGCCUGUGCUUCCCCAGGUGUGGGGCCAGCUCAGCCUCAGGCUGCCCCCUCCUCCCCAUCCCAGAAACACCUGUGCAAACACGAUUCCCGGGGUGCACCCUGGGCAGCCCUGGCCGGCAGCUGCCCCUACCGGUGCAAGUGUGCGCUGAUUGCCACUGCACAUGGUCCACACAGCGGCAGCGCAGGGGACAGUGGGCGCAGAGAGCAGGCGGGGGCGGCAGGAGCUCUGCCCCCAGGUGGAACAAGCCUGUGGCCCACAGCCACAUUAAGAGGGACCGUGGCCUAGGGAGGUGCCUGCAGGAGGCGCCUGGGUUCCAGGUCAGGGCAGUCUGUGUGCGGGUUGGAGGCACUGGGCCCGUUGCUGCCUCCAGUGCCACCUGCUGGUCAGUCUCAGUACUGCAGCAGGACGUUAGUACUGAGUUGGGCACAUCCCAUAGGGUCUGCUGCGUGGAGACCCCAAGGCACCCACCAGCAGGGACCCUGAGGAUGCAAACUCCUCUCCCAGCGGUCACGUCCCGGACCUCCCAGUCCCCAAUCCAGGGGAGGCAGGGCUCCGCAUGGACUGGGGAGGUUGGAGCGGUGCACCCAGGUUCUGCCCCAACUCCUGCAGAGCCUGCCAGUCUCUUCCCCUGAGCAAAGGUGGGGGGGGGAGUGAGACACCCGCACAGGACAGGGACCCUGAGUCCUGGAGGGCCAGGCCCAGCACGUGAACAAGGGCCCUUCAGCCCCCAGGCAGCCAGCCGGACCAGGUCCCCCUGGGGGCAGCUGGGGCCACCUGUCCUUGGGGGGCUGAGACUAGCGCCUGUGAGGUCAGGGACCACAGAGCUUGGCAGGACUCAGAAAUGCCUGCCCAGGAAGCAGACCUCACUUGGACCAUCCCCGAGGCCUGAGGGCAGGGAAGCUGCCCACACACCCUGCUGGUUUUGGGGAGAAGCGCCCCCCCCCCCACCGCUGACAAUGGCUCCAGAAACGUGGUGAGGGCAGGGGUGGGAUUGGUGGCCACACUCUCGCCAGCACAUGGUGCUCCCGGAGGGCUGUGGCGUGGCUCAGGGGGCUCCGCCCGGGGCUGCUGGGGGUCUUAAGGGCAGAGGGAGAAGGUCCAGGCAUGUGCCCCAUCCUCCAACAGCUUGAGCCACCGCACGGGGGCGGUGGGGGGCACAGGUGGACAGGGGCCUCCUACAAGGCUCCGGGCAACACCCCGCAAGCGGAGGCCUGGUGGCUGUUGUACAGGGAGGGGAGGGAGGGGGAGCCGGGCCACUGCGCCCAGGGACGUGGCCACGAGGGAUGCGGGGCAGGCUCUGGGGGGCGGAGCCCUGGACACCACAGCAGGGCCGUAGCAGCUUUGAUCCAGGCUGGCAGGAGCGACUCUCCCACCACAAGGACAGCAGGGGGUCCCACAGCAACUGCGCACUGGUGGCCAGGGGCCGGCGCUGUGGAGCAGGGACUUGAGCCGCAGCCAGCGACGCCGGCAUCCCACAUCUGAGCUCUGGUUCGAGUCCUGGCUGCUCCACUUCCAGGCCAGCUCCCUGCUAAUGGCCAGGGAAAAGCAGGGGAAGGUGGCCCAGGUGCUUGGGCCCCUGGACCCACAUGGGAGACCCGGACGAGGCUCCUGGGUAGGGCCUGGCCCAGUCCUGACUGUUGUGGCCAUCUGGGGAGUGAACCCAGCAGAUGGAAGCUGUCUCACCCCUGUCUGUAACGUGGCCUCUCAAAUAAACAAGUCGUGUCCCCUUGGUCACUUA